AUGGUGUGGGCGCUGCUGGGCGCGUGGGCCUUCCGCGCCACCGAGGGCCCCCACGAGCGCCAGCGCGCCAGCGGCGUGCGCCUCGAGCAGCAGAAGCUGGCCGACGAGCUGGCGGAGGCCGCGCGCCGCCUGGCCGAGGACGGCGGCGCCUGCGGGGACGACACUGCGUGGCGCGAUGCCGCGCAGACGGCGUGGCGCGCCGCCGCCAGGCAGUACGUGGUGCGCCACGAGCAGAUGCUGCUGGACGCCGUGGACGACGGCUUCGGCGAGGGCGGCGGCGGCUACAUCUGGACCUUCUCCGGCUGCCUGCUCUUCGCCGUGUCGCUGCUCACCACCCUGGUUUAA
Molecule: messenger RNA, 345 nt
Organism: Gryllus bimaculatus (two-spotted cricket)
Lineage: Eukaryota; Metazoa; Arthropoda; Insecta; Orthoptera; Gryllidae
Source: the annotation of a GenBank genome assembly